ACAGAAGACGAUAUACAUGUUGGAAAACUGGAAGUCGUUGAUCACUUCGUCAAGGAAAUAAAUCUGAAUGAAUCAAAUCAUGAGCAGAAGAAAGUAAAUAGCAGGCAUCAGGUCACAUCAGACAAGUUUUCAUCUCUACUAGUGUCAGUAGGCAGUGCUGAGGAACUGUCCUCAGAAUCAACCUGUACAGGCCUUGAAAAUCAGGAUGAAAGAUUAUUACUAAAUGGUAUAUUUAAUGAGGAGGAAUCGACAAAGUCUUUUCAGGAGGCUUUGAUUCAGUGGAGAAAAGGUAAUUGUGAUCACAGAGAAGAACUGCAUGCCAGUGAGGUCCUAUCAGAAUCUGUGGGAAUUUGUGAGGUACAGACCAAUCUUACUGUUAUGAAGGAACCUAUCCACAUUGAAUUCAAGAAGGAUGGCAUGAGCUACAUGGAGAAACUCUUGCUUAAGAAAUACAGAAGAACUCCUGUUGAUCAAAUUUCUGGUAGUUGUGUUAAACAUUUAAGGCCUGUGCAAACCCUGAGUGUACAUCAGGAUGUGACUGGAGAAGGGGGAGAAGGAGAUGAUGAUGUCGAUGACUUAACAGUUGAAGAGGUGAAGAGAUAUUGGACAUCUGUUUUUAGAGAGACAGUACUCAACAGUAUUUCUGAAAGUGCAGAGUCCUCUCUGAAAAUUGAGUUUCUUGAUGAUUCUUAUGGCAACAACUUGGAAGAAUCAUCUAACUUUUUGGUGAUGGAAGCUGGAGCUGUAGGAAUGAGUAAGCAAGGAAAAGCUGAACCACUGAAGCAGUUUGGAAGGUAUCAGUUGGUUGCAGAUCAGAAUGACACAGUACCAGACCUUUUGCCAAGAGAAAACAUAGGCAUAAUGUGAAAGUCAUCUUGUCAUUCAACUUCCACUGCUGACACUCAAUAUUUUUAACCUUUUCCUUUUGACAGAAAUCCUGUUUCUUCUAAAGAAAUUUCUCAAGAAAACAUGGUUGUCUGCAGUCUUGAAAGACAUGCCGUGCAAAAGGAGAGUAUUAAACUAAAGACUAUGAGAUCACUUAACUCCUGUAAACUACCUGAGAAGAUUUCUAACCCUACUGAACUAAUGAGCAAUGAAUAUCUCCUUGAGACACAACUGCAGCAAACCAGUAAAGAUUCACAAGAACUGGACAGUGUCUGCAAUAGCCAGAAUUUGGUUUUGCCUGUAAUUACAAAGACUUCAGUGUUACAGGAUGUAGCCAAAAGACAGAAAUCUGUUUCUACACGAUAUCGGGGACUUGAAGGUUUCUUUGUUGUAGGUGCAAACCCUGAACAAGUAAUGCCCGACGCAAGUUCUUCACUGUGUGCUGACUCUAGCCCUAUGGACAGUAGUAUCCUGUUUCCAGAAGAUGGCAAAUGGGUUACUGAAAGGAGCUUAAGUGAAUACGCUGAUGACUCAGUAGUUCAAGGUGUCUUAGGAAGUCGGUUGCAUAGACCUUCAAGUGGUUUGGAGACUCAGAAUAGAAUUUCUCCUCUGAUGGUAGCGUGGAGGUCAUACCCAGGGAAUGAUUCUAGAAGACCUUGGUCAACAAAUAUGCUACACUGUAAACUGACUGGAAAUUGUCCAACAAACACACAGCCAAGACCAAAGACUUCACCUAUGCAUAUGUUUAGAGUUGAUACUGAGAUAUCAAAACACAAGUGCUUUGAUGUAACUAGGCAAGAUGAGUAUCUUUGGGAAUAUAUUGCUGACCAAGAAGCCCUACUGACUCUGGAAAAAGAAUUACAAAGUUAUACAGGUCCUGAAAAAUGUUACAGCUUAACUUCUGAAGAUGUAAGGUCCUCCAGCAGGCACUCAGAGAAGAUAUGUAGAAAUACUGCAGAUUUCCAUAAAAACCAGGAGCUAAAAGACCACGGCAGAGUUGAUACUCUCAGGUGCUGGGAUGAAAGCCAAAUGGAUGAGGAGGAAGAAAUUUUGGAGGAUAAACAACAGGUUCUUGCAUUGCAGUGA
Messenger RNA from Phaethon lepturus (White-tailed tropicbird), 1971 nucleotides. It is a transcript of the gene ZBBX, whose product is annotated as zinc finger, B-box domain containing. The record is from RefSeq and is a predicted model, not a curated record. Gene Ontology annotation, cellular component: motile cilium. NCBI's taxonomy places the organism in Eukaryota, Metazoa, Chordata, Aves, Phaethontiformes, Phaethontidae. Gene Ontology annotation, biological process: cilium movement.